CGGCAACCAUGGCGUUCGCCGGGCUGAAGCGAGUACAUUAACCCCCGGAGGCAGCGGCGGCGGAGGCGGCGAGGGAGCGAGCCUCGAGCGGGCGGGCCCAGCCUGAGGGAAGGGAGGAAGGGGCGGGGAGAGCGCCGGAGGGAGGCCGGUCGGCCGCGGGCGGGCGGGCAGCGCAGCGCCGAGCGGGGCCCACGGGCCCAUGAGGAGGCCCGGGGACCAUGGGCUCCAGGAUCAAGCAAAACCCGGAGACCACCUUUGAAGUGUAUGUUGAAGUGGCCUAUCCUAGGACAGGUGGCACUCUUUCAGAUCCUGAGGUGCAGAGGCAAUUCCCGGAGGACUACAGUGACCAGGAAGUUCUACAGACUUUGACCAAGUUUUGUUUCCCCUUCUAUGUGGACAGCCUCACAGUUAGCCAAGUUGGCCAGAACUUCACGUUCGUGCUCACUGACAUUGACAGCAAACAGAGAUUUGGGUUCUGCCGCUUAUCUUCAGGAGCAAAGAGUUGCUUCUGUAUCUUAAGCUAUCUCCCCUGGUUCGAAGUAUUUUAUAAGCUGCUUAACAUCUUGGCAGAUUACACGACAAAAGGACAGGAGAGUCAGUGGAAUGAGCUUCUUGAAACUUUGCACAAACUUCCUAUCCCUGACCCAGGAGUGUCUGUUCAUCUCAGCGUGCAUUCUUAUUUUACUGUGCCUGAUACCAGAGAACUUCCCAGCAUCCCUGAGAAUAGAAAUCUGACAGAAUAUUUUGUGGCUGUGGAUGUAAACAACAUGUUACAUCUGUAUGCCAGUAUGCUCUACGAACGCCGGAUACUCAUCAUUUGCAGCAAACUCAGCACUUUGACUGCCUGCAUCCACGGGUCUGCUGCGAUGCUCUACCCCAUGUUCUGGCAGCACGUGUACAUCCCCGUCCUGCCUCCACAUCUGCUGGACUACUGCUGUGCUCCCAUGCCCUACCUCAUAGGAAUCCAUUUAAGUUUAAUGGAGAAAGUCAGAAACAUGGCCCUGGAUGAUGUCGUGAUCCUGAAUGUGGACACCAACACCCUGGAAACCCCCUUCGAUGACCUCCAGAGCCUCCCAAAUGAUGUGAUUUCAUCACUGAAGAACCGGCUGAAGAAGGUCUCCACGACGACUGGUGAUGGUGUGGCCAGAGCCUUCCUCAAGGCCCAGGCCGCUUUCUUUGGUAGCUACCGAAACGCUCUGAAAAUCGAGCCGGAGGAGCCAAUCACCUUCUGCGAGGAAGCCUUCGUGUCCCACUAUCGCUCUGGAGCCAUGAGACAGUUCCUGCAGAAUGCCACACAGCUGCAGCUCUUCAAACAGUUUAUCGAUGGUAGAUUAGACCUUCUCAAUUCCGGCGAGGGCUUCAGUGAUGUUUUUGAAGAGGAGAUCAACAUGGGCGAGUAUGCUGGGAGUGAUAAACUGUACCACCAGUGGCUUUCCACAGUCCGGAAAGGAAGUGGAGCAAUUCUGAAUACUGUAAAAACGAAAGCAAACCCGGCCAUGAAGACUGUCUAUAAGUUUGCAAAAGAUCAUGCAAAAAUGGGAAUAAAAGAGGUGAAAAACCGCUUGAAGCAAAAGGAUAUCACCGAGAAUGGCUGUGCACCCACCACAGAAGAGCAGCUGCCAAAGACUGCACCGUCCCCACUAGUGGAAGCAAAGGACCCCAAAUUCCGAGAAGACCGGAGGCCAAUCACAGUCCACUUUGGACAGCCACAGAGACUCCGUCCCACUCGCCCGCAGCCUCCCAAGAUACAGCGCUCCAGGCCCGAGCAGCUGUGGGCGAGGACAAGCGAACAGGCCUUACUGUCUGACCUUCUCGAAGCCCCCACCCUAGGACCUCCGGAGCAGGGCAGCGCUGCCCCGACUGCAUCCCCCGCCCCCCUUUGUGGUGCAAAGUCAGGUGCAAACCAGGUGCGCCCUCCACGGCCACACGUUGUUAAGAGACCAAAGAGCAACAUCACGGUGGAAGGCCGGAGGACGUCCGUCUCGAGCCCCGAGCACCUCGUAAAGCCCUUGCGACACUAUGCUGUCUUCCUCUCCGAAGACUCCUCUGAUGAUGAAUGCCAGCGGGAAGAGGGCCCGAGCUCUGGCUUCACUGAAAGCUUUUUCUUCUCCACUCCCUUUGAAUGGCCGCAGCCAUAUCGGACACUCAAGGAGUCAGACAGUGCGGGAGACGAGGCGGAGAGCCCAGAGCAGCGAGUGCGGGAGCCCGUGGGCCCCAGCCCAGCUCCACCGGACCGGGCCGCCAGCAUUGACCUCUUGGAGGACGUCUUUAGCAGCCUCGACAUGGAGGUCCCACUGCAGCCGCUGGGCCAGGCCAAAAGCUUGGAGGACCUUCGGACACCCAAAGACCUGAGGGAGCAGCCGGGGACCUUUGACUAUCAGAGGCUGGACCUGGGCAGGAGUGAAAGGAGCCGCGGGAUGCCAGGAGCCUUGAAGCUCGCCCACCCGCACAACAAGCUCUGGAGCCUGGGCCAGGACGACAUGGCCAUCCCCAGCAAGCUUCCUGCCACCUCCCCCGAGAAGCCCUCAGCACUGCUCGGGAACUCCCCAGCCCUGGCCUGCAGGCCCCAGAACCAGGAUGGCAUCCUGAACGCCAGCGAUAAGGAAGAGAUGCCCACCCCCACUCUGAGCAGCAUCACCAUCCCCCGGCCCCAGGGCAGGAAGACCCCAGAGCUGGGCAUCGUGCCCCCGCCCCCCACCGCCCGCCCAGCCAAGCUCCAGGUUGCUGGCGCUGCCCUCAGCGACUUCUCCUCGGAGCGGCUGCAGGCUGAGCGGGAAAGGCAGGCUACCCCGAGCUCAGCCCCAACCCGUGGGCUCCUCCCCAGUGCUGUCCCCCAAGACCCCACUGAACUGCUUCAGCCGCUCAGCCUGGCCCCAGGGGCUGCGGGCACAGGCAGUGACGCCCUGCUGGCCCUCCUGGACCCACUUAACACAGCCUGGUCAGGCAGUACCCUUCCAGGCCCUGCAGCCCCACAUGUAGCCACCCCAUUUACCCCCCAAUUUAGCUUUCCCCCCAUGGGGACCCCCACCCCAUUUCCACAGCCAUCACUCAACCCCUUUGUCCCAUCGGUGCCAGCAACACUGCCCACCAUGCCCUUGGUCUCCACACCAGCUGGGCCUUUCGGGGCCCCUCCUGCUUCCCUGGGGCCAGCUUUUGCUCCCAGCCUCCUGCUGUCCAAUUCUGGCUUCUGUGCCCCACAUAGAUCUCAGCCCAACCUGUCUGCCCUCUCCAUGCCCAACCUCUUUGGCCAGAUGCCCAUGGGUGCCCACUCUCUGCAGCCCCUGGGCCCCCCAGCAGUCGCCCCCUCGAGGAUCCGAACACUGCCCCUGGCCCGCUCAAGCGCCAGGGCUGCUGAGGCCAAGCAAGGGCUGGCCCUGAGACCCGGAGACCCCCCACUCCUUCCUCCCAGACCCCCCCAGGGCCUGGAGCCAGCACUGCGGCCCUCUGCUCCACGAGAGGCCAGAGACCCCUUUGAGGAUUUGUUACGGAAAACCAAGCAAGAUGUGAGCCCGGCCCCAGCCCCCGGCUCAGUGGAGCAGCUCAGGAAGCAGUGGGAGACCUUCGAGUGAGCAGGCGCUGAGGGCUCGCGGCAAGCCAAGGCCAGGCUGCCUGCCGCGGCAGCUCCGAGGUUGGCCGGCCCUGCCCCCCCUGCUGCUCUGUUUCUGCCCAGGUUCUACUGGUGGGAAGAGAUGGGACCCCUCUGUGCUGCCCCCUCCUCUCCACACUGCCCAUCUCUGGAGAAUGGCGCUAGUUCCAGCCUGGGAAUGACCCAGCUCCUGGGCACCUGUCCCGCCCUGCCACCACCCCUCCCCUGCACCCCUGAUUGGAUUUUGCACUAAAGAGGUCAGCUGGGCCAAUGAUUGCCCCAGACCAUGUCCUACCCACCUUCCCUCUGGAAAUCGCCCACCAGGAGCCCCGUGCCCCCUCAGGAUGUCUCCUCCUGAGCCCUGUUCUCCUGCCCCAACUGCAGCCCAGCCCUGCAUACCCCACCUCGAUGGGCACAGGUAUUGGCAGUACCCUCGGCAUGAGCUCGUCUGCACGAGAUGCACAUGGUUUGGAGUUUAAAGUAAGGAACCCCUCUCCCAGGCUGGAGGAUCUACCUGGUGAGGCAUUUCCAAACCCUCUCUAGCAACAGGCACAUGCAUUCUUUCCUGAGUCUUCACCCUAACCACCAAACUUCCGUUUUUCUGACUUGGUAGGGCUCUGGGGGCUCAGGGAUCCUUGCGAUCCCUCAAGGUAGCCAAACCAAGCUGCAGCCAGCCCUGCAUGGGGGCUGGGAGCACCAGCAGCUCUGACUUGUAGAAGACAAAAUGGCAACAGGUAGAUCUGAGAGCAUCAGGAGGAGUCAGGCUGCCAUCCAGCACGCUCCCUCUGGUCCCCACAGGUUCUCCUGGUCUCGAGUUACUGUCACAUGGGACUUGGCCUCUUGUCGAGUGGGUCUGAGGGGGCAGAGCUGAGAAGCAGGCACCCAGAUUCCCACUGGAAGGCCAAGCUUAACACCACAGAGAUGCAGGAGUCCCAACUGCUUGGCUCCUUGGGGCAGGAGUGGGCAGGGCACUGAGACCCCUCCAGGCCCCUGGUGAGUGGGCAGCCUGGAGGCAGGAGCAGGGCUUGGAGCCACCCCCUCCCUGCCCAUCUUGUGAUUCUUGCCAGCACAGAAAUUCCUGAGGCCAAUGUCACCAAAGCUAAAUUGAAAUAUUUUGUUAUUGUUUCUUUUAUCUUUCCUUUCCUUUUUACUUUAUUGAUUUGAUGCAUCUCGAAAUUGACUAGUUUCAAUAAACCAGGUUAAAAUAUGGCCCAACCAUUUAAGAAAACAACUAUCUGAGACAUGCAGGAAAUUGUGAGCAUUUUGACCUGAUUUCUCAUUUCCUAUUUGUGAAUGGUCAGAUAUACAGUCUCAGGGGUGUCUGACGGGACAAGGGGGUUCCUGAAGGAACCCCAGGGAGCCUUGUCCGUGUCUGAGGGGCUGGGAGACCACCCCCACACACGAGUGAGUGAGGCCUGGAGGGCUGGCCCUGAGGUUUGCUCUGGCGUGGGGUGCGAAGAGCUGCUGGCCCAGCACACAGCCCCUUCCUCAGUCAAUCACAGCCCCUUGGGCACGUCUUCUCUGAAUCUCAGCAAUGUCCUUUGGCUGCUGGAAUGGGGGACCGUGUCAUGUCUGGGCCACGUGGGCACCUCUAGGACACUCAGGUGUUUCAAUAGAGAUUCCAAAUCCACCCAUUCUGAACAGACCCCUGAGCCCUGUUGGUAACAGGGUAGCCCACCCAGUGUGCCGUCUAAGGCAAGAGGCACCAGGUGGCUCCAGGGAAGCAAAGCCCACCCCAUGCUGGGGGCUGGGGGCAAGCACGCUGUCUCUUCACUUGCUGGAUUGAAUUUGCAAGUCCAAGGAUGAAAUUUUGUGUGUUGCGUUCAAUAAAAUCUUCUUGGGAAG
Messenger RNA from Hippopotamus amphibius kiboko, 5431 nucleotides. RefSeq names its product DENN domain containing 1A (gene DENND1A). The transcript has 25 exons. The coding region runs from base 219 to 3569 and encodes 1116 amino acids. Gene Ontology annotation, cellular component: cytosol; clathrin-coated vesicle. The record is from RefSeq and is a predicted model, not a curated record. Gene Ontology annotation, biological process: endocytic recycling; endocytosis. Lineage: Eukaryota; Metazoa; Chordata; Mammalia; Artiodactyla; Hippopotamidae. Gene Ontology annotation, molecular function: phosphatidylinositol phosphate binding; guanyl-nucleotide exchange factor activity.